Tachyglossus aculeatus (Australian echidna) is the source of this 903-nucleotide messenger RNA. RefSeq names its product testis specific 13 (gene TSGA13). The record is from RefSeq and is a predicted model, not a curated record. Lineage: Eukaryota; Metazoa; Chordata; Mammalia; Monotremata; Tachyglossidae. The transcript is spliced from 7 exons. Bases 98 to 889 code for a protein of 263 amino acids.
ACCCCCCGCCCCAGGAACUUGAGAAGGAGGAAGGACCGAGAAGCCCAAGGGGCAAGGAGGGUCAUCGCCCGGAUCGAGGAGUUGAACGCCACGGACAAUGCAAGAGGACAGAGACCUGUCUCAAAACAACACCCUGGACUUUUCAGACUCCCAGGAAUGGUUUCAGGAGAUUACAACGAAGUCCAAGUUUGUCUUAGAGAACCUUCAGGAGUACACCAACCGUCCGGACUUGGCCCACUACUACAAGCCACCCAAGCCCUCACGGCUCCAGCGGUUCCUCACCCAUUUCCGGAGAGACAAAGGCCUCAUGUUCCGGCUUUUGGAGUUCGACCGUGAGAUGACCACCCUGAUCUUGACCAACAACCCGUUUCCCAACCUCCUCGACUGGCAGGGAGAGGACACCCUCCUCCGCUACUUCUCCCAGGAGCUGCUGAAUGAGCAGAAGCAACAAAAGUCUAAGGAGCACGUCAGUUUUCCCCCGCUGGUGCCGCAGCGGAAGACGGAAAGGGCCAGGACAAACCAGGAUUUCGCCGUGACCCUGGUGGAAGACCCUAAGCCCAGGCAAAGGAGGUGGUUCAGAUUUUCCACCGACAGCGAUUUCAAGACGGAAGGGCGUUUUUCAAAGGGCUGUGCAAAGAAGAAGCAGAAGAAAAUGUAUCCCCAACUCUGCUUUGCUCCCGCUCCUAGAACAGCAGACGAAAUGCUGGGGCUGGCUCCUGGGAAGUCGGGAAUCAUGAAGAGCAGAGGGAAUUCUACAAUGGCCAAGGAGCCCUUGACCCUGGCCACCCUCCUGGAAGAAAACCCCACCAAGGAUGUGCCCGGGGAACACGGCUUCCGAUACGGGAGAGCUCCGCAGUGGCUGGUCAACAGCGCGGUGGUCCAUAGAUGAAAAUAAAACUCAGG